This is a messenger RNA of Lathyrus oleraceus (garden pea), 966 nucleotides long. RefSeq lists its product as uncharacterized. Lineage: Eukaryota; Viridiplantae; Streptophyta; Magnoliopsida; Fabales; Fabaceae. The coding region runs from base 1 to 966 and encodes 321 amino acids. The transcript has 3 exons. The record is from RefSeq and is a predicted model, not a curated record.
AUGGCUCAAAUAGAUAGGAAGUUGGAUCAGAUGGUUAAACAUGUUGAUAGUCAUACACAGUCUGAAGUUGGAGAGAGCUCUGUUGGACUUGAGCUACAAGUCAAGCAAAUAGAAGGGCCUAUGUAUCUAUCUCAAAGCAAAAGUGCCAAGAGCAAUGUUGAGAAGAUUGAGAUGGAGAGUGAAAAGAUACCUACAUAUUUGAGAGAAGAAAAUGGUGUUUAUGCUGAAGAUAUAGCAGAUGGUAGCAGCUGUUCUCAACAAGGGCAUUCAGUCAAGGGUGUUUCUACCCCUCUGUCCAGAAGAGACCCCUCUCCUGAGGAGGAACCCCAAGCUGACAAGGAUGAUGACUUAUCUAGAUCAGAAAAAGAAGUGGCUGCUGAAGGGUUAUGUUCCUUAGGUAAAAACUUACCUAGCAAGAAACCAGCAAGUAUGUCUCAUGAAACUGCUGAGGAUAUUGUUGAUCUGGAGGAAGAGAGUUCUGAGGAAGAGGAUGACACCUUGGUUCAUCAUGUAAAACCAAGUGCUGCAAAAAAAUUGAAGACCAGAAAAGGGAAGACUGUGGAUGAAAUGAUGACAGCCAGGACUAGGAAGAAGACUACUGGUGUAGGACCCUCCAAAUCAUGGAGCAAAGUAGAGGCUAGGAAGAGGAAAGUCAGAGAUAGUUCUGACUCUAAAGAGGAUGUCAAAGACGAUGUCCCAGACAUCUCAUCUGCAAAAAGGCAGACUGUUAAAGGCAAAACUACAUCUGUGCACUUAGAUAACAUCUCUUUCCACUUAGAAGAUGGUGCUACCAAAUGGAAAAUUGUCAUUCAAAGGAGAAUAGCUGUUGAAACAGAGCUGGGAAAAGAGGCUGUUGAGGUGAAAGAAGUUAUGAAAUUGAUUAAGGUUGCUGGACGCAUGAAGACAGUUGUUGGUUUACCCCAAUGUCAUGAGGGGUUGGUGAUAUUUCUAUACAGAGGAAUAUAG